GUGAGACACCAAGCAAUGCCGAGUAUCGUGCGGCCACGGCUUCCAACCCGUCAGAUGCGCGUGCGACUCAGACUUGGCCUGAUCGCGCCGUCUGUUUUAUUUAACUUAAUUUUAGUUUAGCUUAGUUUUAACGUAACAUAGUGUUAAUUAGUGUUACAAACAUUUAAUGGGAAUAAUAAUAUAGAAGCAUAAACAGCAGCAAAAAUGUCUCGAUUCAAGACGAUACUGGUGACUGGCGGCGCUGGAUAUAUUGGCAGCCAUUGUGUAGUAGAUCUCCUGGAAGCCGGCCACGAUGUCGUGGCUAUAGACAACUUCGCUAACGCAGUGGGAGACGACACUGGGUCACCAGCCCUCCAACGCGCGGAACAGAUCACUGGCAAAACGAUUCACUUCUACAAGGCAGAUUUGCUGGAUAAACCGCAGAUUAAUGAUAUUUUUGACAAGCACCCCAUAGAUUGUGUAAUCCACUUCGCGGCGCUGAAGGCUGUUGGAGAAUCCAUGCAACAACCUCUACUGUACUACCAGAACAACCUUUUGGGCAUGCUCAAUUUGUUGGAGAUUAUGAGAUCACACAACUGUUAUCAGAUGGUAUUUUCCUCAUCCUGCACUGUGUACGGAGAGCCGGAGUAUCUGCCUAUAACCGAGAAUCACCCUACUGGCAGCAUUACCAACGUGUACGGAAGGACCAAAUACUUCAUUGAGGAAAUGCUCAAAGAUCUAAGCGCUGCUGAUGAGAAAUGGAACAUAAUAUGCCUUCGGUACUUCAACCCGGUGGGCGCGCAUCCGUCAGGUCUGAUCGGUGAAGACCCUACCAAGGAGUUCACUAACCUCAUGCCGUUCAUGGCCCAAGUGGCGCUCGGCAAGAAACCUGUGCUUACUGUCUUCGGCAGUGAUUACAAUACACCUGAUGGCACUGGUAUCCGAGACUACAUUCACGUUAUGGACCUAGCGAGCGGUCACGUCGCAGCGCUGAACUUGCUAAGCAGCACUCACGUCAAACUAAAGGUCUACAAUCUAGGUACCGGCAGAGGAGUUUCAGUUAAAGAGCUGGUAGACGUGUUUGAACGAGUAACGAACACUAAGAUUCCUUUGAAGUACGUAGCUAGAAGACUGGGGGAUAUUACAGCCAUGUGGGCAGACGCGAGCCUCGCUAAGCAAGAGCUGGGCUGGUCCACUAAACUGAGCAUUGAAGAGAUGUGCACUGAUUUCUGGAGAUGGCAAACAAUGAACCCUGACGGCUACCCCAAGAAAAGUAAGAAGACGAGCGUCAUUGUGAACGCGAACGGAAACAGCUAACGUGGAUUGCAGGGCGAUCCAUAUGAUUAUUUAUAGUUCUGUAUUAAAUAAGCGACUGCCUACUAUUUAUUA
Messenger RNA from Spodoptera litura, 1368 nucleotides. Its product is annotated as UDP-glucose 4-epimerase. Gene Ontology annotation, molecular function: UDP-glucose 4-epimerase activity. Lineage: Eukaryota; Metazoa; Arthropoda; Insecta; Lepidoptera; Noctuidae. The record is from RefSeq and is a predicted model, not a curated record. Gene Ontology annotation, cellular component: cytosol. Gene Ontology annotation, biological process: beta-D-galactose catabolic process via UDP-galactose, Leloir pathway.